AUGUCGCAAGACACUGGUCUGUUCAGUAUCAAGCGCCCCCCUCGAGAGACCCUCGGGAGUGUGCAAAAUAUGUCCGCUAUCCCCCAGCCCGCAUCGGCGAUGAAGCGUGGAAGCUCCAUCGGAUUCGGAAACCCCCCGUACACCUCUUCGAACCACCGAGCCUCUCUUAUGGGCUCUGCUGGCCGACCACAACAACCCAAUUUUACGCGCACGUCAAUGGGUGGAGUUUAUGGCGCUGAUGCUGGUCUUUCGUCCGUUCGUCGAUCCGUGUCGAGUAACAUGUUCGCGGGAGCCAGCGGCCGACAAAGCUAUGCGCCAGGAUCGAGUAACAUGUUUGCUGGAGCCAGCGCCGGUCGACAAAGCUACGCGCCGGGAGCUAUUUCCACAAGCACACCCCAGAACCCCCAGCGCCGAAGCAGUGUCUUCUCGCGACCUUCGACAGGAGGAGGUCCAAUGGGUCAUCAAUCAUUCUUCACUCAAGUCCCUACCGUGGCCGGUGUUCCCAGAGACCCGCGUCCGCUCAGAGACCGAUCUUUCCAGGCGCGAAUUGGCCAAGAGCUGUUGGAAUACUUGACACUACAUGGAUUCGAGUUGGAGAUGAAACAUUCUUUGGGACAAAACACUCUUCGCUCACCAACCCAGAAAGAUUUCAACUACAUCUUCCAGUGGUUGUAUCACCGCAUUGAUCCCGGUUACCGGUUUCAAAAGGCCAUGGAUGCCGAGGUACCACCGAUUCUGAAGCAAUUGCGCUACCCCUACGAGAAGGGCAUCACGAAAUCGCAAAUUGCAGCCGUUGGUGGCCAGAACUGGUCAACCUUCCUUGGAAUGCUACACUGGUUGAUGCAAUUGGCACAGAUGAUGGAUCGCUAUUCGUCUGGCGAGUAUGAUGAUGCUUGUGCCGAUGCGGGUGUUGAUGUCACGGGUGAUCGUAUCAUCUUCCGUUUCUUAACACACGCCUACCACGAUUGGCUGCAGGGUGGUGAAGACGAAGAUGAUGACACUGCAGAGAAACGAUUGGUUCCGCAUGUCGAAGCCAUGUCUCAAGAGUUUGCUCAUGGAAAUGAGCGCUAUGUGCAGGAGCUGGAGGCUUUGGAGGCGGAGAAUCGGGCUCUACGGGACCAGAUCAAAGAAGUGGAGAAGAGCUCCCCUGAUAUGGCCAAAUUGGAACAGCACUUCCGCAUUCUAGAAGACGACAAGCGGAAGUUUGAGGAUUACAACCAGAAUGUCAGAGGAAAGAUUGAAAAGUACGAAACCCGUAUCAAAUUCCUCGACGCGGAGAUCCAGAAAACCGACGUCGAGCUCCAGACAUCUGAAGCGGAACGCGCCGAACUUCAGGCCAGUGUCGACCGCCAGGGAAUCACCAUUCAGGAUAUCGACCGCAUGAACUCGGAGCGAGAACGUCUCCAAAAGAGCUUGGAAGAUACCAUGGCUCGUUUGGAAGAAACACAUGCGCGUGUCAUGGAAAAAGAAGCCGAGGCCAGCCAAAAACUGGAAGACCUGGAACAGAUCGUCAAGGCCUACAACACGCUUGGCUACCAGACAAGCCUGAUUCCUUCGGGUGCCGAGAACGCCAAGGGUCAAGAUUAUGAGCUCAGCUUGAACAUUAAUGAGAGCAAUUUCUCCACGAGUCAGAUCGGUGGUCCGCCCAGCCGCAUUUCUCCCGAGGGGGAUCGUCUACUGGCGGAGCCUUUCACAGGCUACCACCCGGCACAUCUGCUCAGCUUGGACCUCCGGGGUGCCGUGCGAAACACUCUACAGUCUCUCCGGAAGGAAAUUAAUGAAAGACGCAAGCAAGGGAUCGACGAUGAUCUUGACCGACGCAAUCUACUUGAUAAUAUCAAGGAGGCAAUGGAUGAGAAGCGAAGCGAGGUCGAGGCCCUGGAACACCGGCGCCGGGCGGCUGAGGAGGAAUUUGAACGCACCAAGGAAAUCACCACUACUCAGAAGCUGGCCUCUGAUGCCCAAAUUGAGAAGAUGGAGAAGGAACUUGCCAAAAUGCGCGCUACACUCAGUGAUAGUGUCCAAUUGAUGGAGCAGCGUGAAAUGAACACCAACAUCGAGUACGAACAACUGACGCUUCGGGCCAAUUCUCUUCGGGAAGAAUUACACACCAACGUGGAGACUAUGCUCAACGAUGUGAUUCGCUUCAAGGUUCAUGUUCAAAAGGGUCUAGAAGACUACGAAAGCUUUGUUGUGGAUGAAGUGGAACAGGAGCUUGGGGGCGAAGAGGCCGAGGAGGAGCUAUGA
Molecule: messenger RNA, 2247 nt
Organism: Penicillium antarcticum
Lineage: Eukaryota; Fungi; Ascomycota; Eurotiomycetes; Eurotiales; Aspergillaceae
Product: kinetochore-associated Ndc80 complex subunit NDC80
Exons: 2
Coding region: 1-2247 (748 amino acids)
Biological process (GO): attachment of mitotic spindle microtubules to kinetochore
Cellular component (GO): Ndc80 complex
Source: RefSeq, a predicted model, not a curated record